AUGUUUCAUCGACCAAGAACAAUACACAAAGUGGGUGUUGUAGCUGGAAUAAUUUUUGUCGUUUAUAUCAACAUUUCUAUACUAAUAUCAAUUAAAUCUUUGCAACGUUCUCAAGAUUCAAUAUAUUUACCUGUACAUUUUUACAAUGUCUCAAAUAAUAUAGAAGAUGCAAAAACUUCUUUUGAUGAUACUUCCGUUUGGUGUCUAGAAAUGGCUCAACGUUUAGAUAAUGAAAAACAUUCUCCACUAUCUCCUCAACUUCGCUCUCCUUUAUCAAACUCAACAAGACUUCAUCGUUUACCUUAUCGUUAUUCACAAUGGAAAUCAUCACCUCUUCUUCCUCGCCGUUUGACUCGAUGUGAACAUAUGUUACUGAUGCAUUUAUUGACAGUUUUCGAACGACUUUGUCGAAAGCAUCAGAUCACAUUCUUUAUGAUUGGUGGAACAUUAUUAGGGUCAUGGGUACAUCAUGAUAUUAUUCCAUGGGAUGAUGAUGUAGAUUUAUUGAUACCUCAUGAAGCAAUACCUCGUUUUUCUUUAGUAUUAAAGCAAAUGAAAAAUACAUUAGUUAGAUAUCAGCUAAUCAAACCAACAAAACCUAAAGAAAUGUAUUAUAAAAUCUUUUUUGAUCACACACCAUCAGCUGGUGAAUUCUCAUGGAAUUUUCCAUUUCUCGAUAUUUGGUUUUAUAAAACAAAUGAAACACAUUUCUGGAGAACAGAUUCUCCUGAGCAAACAAUUGAUAACAAGUAUGUUUUUCCAGUAGUUAUGAGACCAUUUGGAGAACUAUGGUUACCUGCACCACAUCAAACACAAUAUCUUAUUAGCUUACAAUAUGAAAACAUUACUUGUAAAGGACAUUACUGGAAUCAUAAAACUGAACGUAGUCAAGAAGAAAUUGAAGCAAGUUGUGAAGAUCUAAAGAAUGUUUAUCCAUUUGUGGAACGAGAUAAGACUAAUAAUUCCAUUGAAGUUCUAAGGACAAAUGAUGUUAUUGUUCAUACUGUUGUUUAUGAUUAA
This is a messenger RNA of Adineta steineri, 1020 nucleotides long. NCBI's taxonomy places the organism in Eukaryota, Metazoa, Rotifera, Eurotatoria, Adinetida, Adinetidae. The record is from the annotation of a GenBank genome assembly.